Molecule: messenger RNA, 354 nt
Organism: Schizosaccharomyces osmophilus
Lineage: Eukaryota; Fungi; Ascomycota; Schizosaccharomycetes; Schizosaccharomycetales; Schizosaccharomycetaceae
Gene: med31
Product: mediator complex subunit Med31
Exons: 1
Coding region: 1-354 (117 amino acids)
Biological process (GO): regulation of transcription by RNA polymerase II
Cellular component (GO): mediator complex; core mediator complex
Molecular function (GO): transcription coregulator activity
Source: RefSeq, a predicted model, not a curated record
AUGGAUUCGAAAUGGCUUCUUUCUCGUGUACCGGAUGAGAAAGGUCGGUUUGAAAUUGAGUUGGAAUUCGUCCAGAUGUUAUCGAAUCCUUGGUAUUUAAACUUUCUUGCUCAACAUAAAUACUUUGAGGACGAAAGUUUCCUGCAGUAUCUAGAAUAUUUGGAAUACUGGAGGGAACCUGAAUAUGUCAAAUUUAUCAUUUAUCCCACCUGCUUGCAUAUGCUGACUCUCUUAAAAAAUCCUCAGUUUCGAAUUGAUAUAUCUCGAGCAGACUUGUCUAAGCAGGUAAACGACGAAAUGUAUUUUGAAUGGCUUGCAAAAGGUGGCUAUCAAAAUCCCAAUCCCAUUCCAUAA